This is a messenger RNA of Spizellomyces punctatus DAOM BR117, 1106 nucleotides long. RefSeq lists its product as uncharacterized. The transcript has a single exon. The record is from RefSeq and is a predicted model, not a curated record. Lineage: Eukaryota; Fungi; Chytridiomycota; Chytridiomycetes; Spizellomycetales; Spizellomycetaceae. Bases 164 to 934 code for a protein of 256 amino acids. Gene Ontology annotation, molecular function: oxygen binding; heme binding.
CAAUCCGUCGCUUUUGACGCAUCGCAUCAUUUUCAAGGCGGGUUUUGCCACAUAUAUAAAGGGCGAGCUUUCCUCUCCGUCCCCCCCAACCUCCAACUUUUGCAUUCUUCACUCACACUCGUGCUGAUUAUCACCAUCCCCUUCUGACGAAUAAUCGCAAAACAUGGCUCCUCUUAAUCCGACUUCAACAACUCCUACGCCCGCGGCUCCCAAACACAUUGACAGACCGCGUCUUUACACUGACACGUACUACCGCUUCACGUACGUCUCGGAAUUUGCAAACUUUAACGAAACCGAUAUCGCUGCUCUCAAGGCAGCCGCUCCCCUUGUCGCUCCUCUUGUCCCAACGAUUGUGGAUAAGGUUUACGAGCGUCUCUUUUCGUUUGACAUUACCAAGGGCGUCUUUUUGCAGCGGAAUCAGGGGUUUGAGGGUCAGCUCGCCAGCGACUUGGAUCAUCUUGUCUUGGAUUCGGAGCAAAUCAAAUUCAGAAAAGACUUUUUGGGAAAAUAUCUCGUAAAACUGGUGACUGGGUCGUACGACAAGGCUUUCGUGACGUACUUGGAUUGGGUGGGCAAGAUUCAUACUGAUACGCCGUCGAAAAAGUCAAAAAUCAACGUUGAAUACAUUCACGUCAAUGCUCUGUUUGCCUGGCUACAUGGGUUCUUGAUCGAGACCCUGGAUGCACACCCGGCCUUGCAGGCAGAUCCGGAGGGAAGGGCAAAGACGUUGGCAGCAUUAUCAAAGCUGUUGUGGAUUCAAAACGACUUGUUUGCAAGAUAUUAUGUACGAGAUGGGGCGGAAUUCACGCAUGGUACUGUAGCGCGUCGGGGCCUUUCGUUGAUUGACAACAAGGUAGUGGGAUGGCUGGUUGGCUUCGCUGCUGCGGCCGCUGCCGUUGGGUAUGCAGUUGGAAAAUCAAAUCUUUUAGGAUGAACUGUCGGGAUCGGGUUUUUGUUUGGUUUGCCGUUCUAGAUGAAAUGCAUUUUUAUAUGAAGGUAGAUAUUGCUACAACCGCGCUAUUAAAUACAUGAAAAUCUACACAUUUGUGUUCUGCCUGUCUAUAUCAACGGUGCUAUCUCCGAAUCGAUCUGUUUGGGCCAAUCCA